Miniopterus natalensis is the source of this 687-nucleotide messenger RNA. NCBI's taxonomy places the organism in Eukaryota, Metazoa, Chordata, Mammalia, Chiroptera, Miniopteridae. The record is from RefSeq and is a predicted model, not a curated record.
AUGGCAGGUCUCCUGCUCCAGUCCCUGCUGAUCCUACUGCUAUCCUUAGCCCUGAGAUCUGCUGGACAAGCCCAAGAUACCAGGGCAAGGAUUGUGAAUGGAGUUCAGUGUCCAAGAGGCACCCACCCUUGGCAGGUGGCCCUGUAUGAUAAGGGUGUGUUCCAGUGUGCAGGAGUGCUGGUCAGCAAGCAGUGGGUGCUCACGGUCGCCCACUGCCUCCUGAGUGAGUAUGUUGCUCAAAUGGGCAGCGAUCUUCUGGUUGAUGAAAAUGCCCAGAAGAUCAGGGUCACAAAGUUGUUCCUCCACCCUCGGUAUGACCCAACCACAAACAUUCAUGACAUCAUGCUUUUGAAGCUGAGCAGCCCGGCCAAGCUGUCACCCUCCGUGAGGACGAUCAGUGUGCCCUCCAGCUGCAGACAGCCUAGGAGAAACUGUGCUCUCUCUGGCUGGGGCAACAUCUCCACACAUGUAGUGAAAAAUCCAUCAGAGCUCAUGUGUUCGAAUGUCCACCUCAUCUCCUACAAGGACUGCAAGAAGUUUUACCCGACCCUGUUGAGGAAAUUCACGAUCUGUGCUGCUCCCCACGACAAAUUCUCUGUUGCCUGCAAAAGACGAUGCGUCUCUUCCCAUUGGACAGGGCUGGACCCAGACGUGAUCACCGCGGGCCGCCGGAGACCUCAGCGCUAG